GUUGCACAUAAUUGCAAACAUUAAUUGUCGAAACCAAAAGGAAAAAAAAUGAAUCCACUUGGUGUAAUAAGUUCAAGAGCUUUUUUUUGUUGUGUGGUUGUGUUUGUUCUAAUUGGAGGAGUACCUUUCUCUUCAAAUGCACAACUUGAUCCAUCUUUUUACAGCACAAGUUGUCCAAAUGUUAGUUCCAUUGUUCGUGGAGUUCUAACAAAUGUUUCUCAGACAGAUCCUCGUAUGCUUGCUAGUCUCCUCAGGGUUCACUUUCAUGAUUGUUUUGUUCAAGGUUGUGAUGGCUCAGUUUUGCUGAACGAUACAGCUACAAUAGUGAGUGAGCAAACAGCACCGGCAAAUAAUAACUCCAUAAGAGGUUUGGAUGUGGUGAAUCAAAUCAAAACAGCAGUGGAAAAUGCUUGUCCCAAUACAGUUUCUUGUGCUGAUAUUCUUGCUCUUUCUGCUGAAAUAUCCUCUGAUCUGUCUAAUGGUCCUACUUGGCAAGUUUCAUUGGGAAGAAGGGAUAGUUUAACAGCAAAUAAAACCCUUGCUACUCAAAAUCUUCCAGGCCCCAAUUUCAACCUUACUCAACUAAAAUCUAUCUUUGAUAUUCAAAACCUCAAUACAACCGACCUAGUUGCACUCUCAGGUGGUCAUACAAUUGGAAAAGGACAAUGCAGAUUUUUCGUCGGCCGAUUAUACGAUUUCAACAGCACCGGAAACCCUGAUCCAACUCUCAACUCAACCUAUCUACAAACAUUACAAUCAAUAUGUCCAAAUGGUGGAGCUGGUACAAAUCUCACAGACUUGGACCCUACCACACCAAAUACAUUUGACUCAAGCUAUUACUCCAAUCUACAAGAUGGAAAGGGUUUGUUCACGAGUGACCAAGAGCUUUUUUCCACUACUGGUGAUGAUACUGUUGCUAUUGUCAACAGUUUCAUCAACAAUCAAACUCUCUUCUUUGAAAACUUUGUGGCGUCGAUGAUAAAGAUGGGAAAUCUUGGUGUUUUGACUGGAACUCAAGGUGAAAUUAGGACACAGUGUAAUGCUGUGAAUGGGAAUUCUUCUUCUUCUUCUUCUUCUGGUUUGGCUUCUGUUGUUACCAAAGAAUCAGCAGAAGAUGGCAUGGCUAGUUCAUUCUGAAUAUAAUGUAAACAAAUAUGAUAUGUGCAUGUGGUGGAUCAUUAUAAUCUACUGCUACCUCUUUAUUACAAUAUACUACUAUAUGGCUUGAGUCAUUAUGCAUUUUCAAGUAAGAGCAAAGCAAUUUUCAGGUGUCAAAUGGGUGUAUCAAUAUAUAGUGUACAUGUAUCACACUAUAUAUUUAGAAGUGUCAUUUUGUUAUCAUAUAUUAAUGGAAUAAUAAUAUCAAAUGGAGUUUUUAUCUAACUUUUCU
This is a messenger RNA of Vicia villosa (hairy vetch), 1390 nucleotides long. Its product is annotated as peroxidase 15-like. Gene Ontology annotation, biological process: response to oxidative stress; hydrogen peroxide catabolic process. Lineage: Eukaryota; Viridiplantae; Streptophyta; Magnoliopsida; Fabales; Fabaceae. The record is from RefSeq and is a predicted model, not a curated record. The coding region runs from base 49 to 1137 and encodes 362 amino acids. The transcript has 4 exons. Gene Ontology annotation, molecular function: peroxidase activity; heme binding.